Molecule: messenger RNA, 1212 nt
Organism: Serendipita indica DSM 11827
Lineage: Eukaryota; Fungi; Basidiomycota; Agaricomycetes; Sebacinales; Serendipitaceae
Source: the annotation of a GenBank genome assembly
AUGAGCCCCGAACGAGUCGCCUUUGUCGUCGAGGAAUACGGCACCAUUCGAGUCCUCUGGGAGACCUUUCGUCACGCCCGUAUCCAAGAACAAACUGCAAUCAUGGCCAAAGCCGCAGAACGCGUGGCCCCCGUCGGCAACUCGAGCCAAACGAGACCCCCAGAGACCAAAGUGGUCAAGGCAGAACUCUUGUUGGCCAAUCUAGGUAAAGGCAGGCGACGGAUCGGUAACGAACUCUCCUCCAAGAUUUACGACUUGUUCAUCAAGGACGAUCAGAUGGCUUCCAUGUUGCCUACUUUGCCCAAUGUCGCAAGACUCAGCGAGCGUGUCCUACGUGUCCUUGGACAGAAUCCUGGGCCAUAUACCCUGCAAGGAACAAACACCUAUCUCGUUGGAAAGAAUCCCGGUCCAUUCGUCCUCAUCGAUACCGGAGAAGGAAGACCAGAGUACAUACCAUGCCUCAAGGAUGCGCUUCUCUCCAUCCCAGACGCUAGGCCGCCAUUCAUCUCGGACAUUCUAAUCACGCACAAGCACCGAGAUCACCACGGUGGACUCGCCAGCGUGCUCAAAACGCUUAAAGAGCUUUCUAACCAAACGGACCAAGAAUCCGUAGCCUAUUGCGGCCCCCGUCUCCACAAAUUUCCCCUCCCACCUGAUCAGAUCCAUGAUCAUUAUAUACAGGGACUGGCAGAAACAUUGGAUCCUACUCUAUACACUGUACCCUCGUCUCCAACAACGUCGUCUCCCAACGAAGCACCAUUUCACCCGCUAAAGGACGGUCAGGUCCUCGAGUGUGUAGGGGCCACCCUCGUCAUCAAGCAUACGCCAGGUCACACUAUGGACUCUGUUUGUAUCCACCUUUCCGAAGAAAAGGCCCUUUUCACCGCAGACAGCGUCCUGGGUCAUGGUACGGCGGUCUUUGAGGAUCUGUCCGCGUACAUCUCCUCGCUUCAGAGACUCUUGGCCCACGCCAAUCAAUCAGGAGGGCUACAGUGUAUCUAUCCUGGCCACGGUCCCGUGCUCAAAGACAACCUUGCCGAGGCCACCAUUCAACAUUAUAUCGACCACCGACUCGAACGAGAAACCCAACUCGUCGCACUUAUGCGCUCGAGAGUGGGGCCUGAAGAGGCCUGGACUGUCGAGGAUAUUGUUGCCGCCGUCUACCCUGAGAAUAAGGUCGAGUAUCAAAAACGGAAGCGAAUCAAGAGGUAA